GAUGACGACGACCUUCCUCCCGCAGUUGUUUCUUCCCCAGCAAACAUGGCUGGUGUCCUGGUGAAGACCUGCUUGCUAGGGGCCCUCACUCUCACCUUCCUCCAGCCAGGGGCAGCGGUGACUCAGUGUGAAAACAUAGUAAUUGACAACGAGUGGGAUACUGGAUAUCAGGCGGACUUUAAGCAAAUUUCUCCUGUGGAUUUGGAUGGCAACACCGGCCUCACUAUACAAUGGACUUUCAGUGCUCCCGUAGAUUCAAUCGAUUAUUACCAGGGAAGUGUGAUCAAGAAUGACGACUACCACUUUACUCUUCAAAAUAACAAUGUCUAUGUGAAAGAGGGCGAAGAGCUCUCCUUUAGUUUCAACAUCCACUACUCUCAUGAGAAACCCAUUAUCUACAGUGAAACGAUGAACGGCGUGCCCAUCUGUAACGGAACAGCACCUACAGAUCAGCCCGUGGUCACUACAACAGAGGUUGUGGUCACUACAACUGAGGCUGUGGUCACUACAACUAUGCCCGUGGUCACUACAGCUGUGCCCGUGGUCACUACAACUGUGCCCGUGGUCACUACAACUGUGCCCGUGGUCACUACAACUGUGCCCGUGUUCACCACAACUGAGGCUGUGGUCACUACAACUGUGCCCGUGGUCACCACAACUGAGGCUGUGGUCACUACAACUGUGCCCGUGGUCACCACAACUGAGGCUGUGGUUACUACAACUGUGCCCGUGGUCACUACAACUGUGCCCGUGGUCACCACAACUGAAACUUUGGUCACUACAACUGAAGACGUGGUCACUACAACUGUGCCCGUGGUCACUACAACUGAGCCCGUGUACUCAACGGCGACACCCGAGAACAACCCCUGUGAAGCAACUGGUAUGAAGCCGUACGACUACAGUCAGGUGCUAUGCAUGUCGUACUUGUUCUACGAGGCCCAGCGGUCAGGUCCUCUGCCUUCCGAUAUGCGCAUCACCUGGCGCGGCAACUCUGGUCUUGACGAUGGCUCUGACAACAACGUGAACCUGACUGGCGGCUACUAUAUCGCUGGUGACCAUGUGAAGUUCGGAUUCCCGAUGGCCUUCACCGCAACCAUGCUGGCGUGGGGCAUUAUAGAUUUCGCCGACGGCCAUGAGACGGCUGGUCAGACAGAGUACGGUGAGGCAGCACUGAAGUGGGCCACCGACUAUUUCCUUAAGGCUCACACUGAUGAAUAUGAAUUCUACGGCCAGGUGGGCCUCAGCGACCUUGAUCAUGCAUACUGGGGACGACCUGAAGAGAUGACCAUGGAGAGACCUUCAUAUAAAAUUGAUGAAGCUCACCCAGGAACUGAGUUGGCCGCGGAGACAGCCGCUGCCCUGGCUGCAGCAUCCAUGGUCUUCUGGAAACACAACCCACCUUACGCCGCUCACCUUCUGGACGUGGCAAUGCAGCUCUACCACCUCGCUGACUUUCACCGUCUGGACUACGACAUCUCCAUCCCAGACGCACAAAACUUCUACCCCUCCAGCAACGGCUUCGGCGACGAGCUUUGCUGGGCAGCGCUAUGGUUGGCUCGAGCCACAGGAGACCCCAGCUACAUCUUCAAGGCUCGAGACCACUGGGACGAGUUUAACUUCUUAGAGGGUGAAAGCGACAUGUUUUCCUGGGACGACAAGAUACCUGGAAUCUUUUCACUCUUCUGGAUGCUGGACAACUCCAGUGAGUAUCCUGACGCCCUCAGGAACUACCUGGACUGGCUAAAGACCACUGCAUCAUACACCCCGGAGGGUCUAGUUUUCUUGGGUGACAAGGGCUCUAACCGCUAUGCUGCCAACGCCGCCUUCAUCUCUCUCUUUGCCGCCAAGAAUGGUAUGGACACUGAAGCUAACCAGAAGUGGGCAAGGGAACAGAUGGGUCAACUAUUAGGCGACAACUCCCGUUACAGCAGAUCCUUCGUGGUGGGCUACGGCCAGAACCCCCCUCAGAGGCCCCAUCAUCGUUCUAGUUCCUGCCCGAACCCUCCAGCGGACUGUUCAGGAGCUCUUGACAACUCCGGCCCCAACCCCCAUGUCCUUUUUGGAGCCCUUGCCGCUGGACCCGCUGAGAACGGUGACUACACAGACGACCGCAAGGAUAUAACUCACAAUGGUGUGUCCUGCACCUACAACGCUGCCUUCACCGGGGCUCUCGCCGCCCUCGUUGAGAUUAGUUAAAGGUCCCGAUGUGUCCCUGAACAUCUCUUCGGGAACUGCUUAUACAGUUGAAUUUUUUGCCAAUCUUCCGUUUACUACGUUUUUCCUAAUCGGAUUAACACAUUGGCUACACUCUUGGUGGAGCAGUAAUAAAAAUUGCAGAAAUGUU
Homarus americanus (American lobster) is the source of this 2344-nucleotide messenger RNA. Its product is annotated as endoglucanase 4-like. The record is from RefSeq and is a predicted model, not a curated record. Gene Ontology annotation, molecular function: hydrolase activity, hydrolyzing O-glycosyl compounds; carbohydrate binding. The transcript is spliced from 16 exons. The coding region runs from base 46 to 2196 and encodes 716 amino acids. Gene Ontology annotation, biological process: carbohydrate metabolic process. Lineage: Eukaryota; Metazoa; Arthropoda; Malacostraca; Decapoda; Nephropidae.